AUGAAUCGAGAGACUUUGAACAGUCCUGGGGUGUUCACUCCCUCGCUGGUGUGGGGCGCUAACCUGACGCUGACCAACAUCCACGACCUGUGCGACAAGGCGCGCAGCAACGCAUCACUGCCGUACGCCGCCGUCUUCGCGGAGCACAUCAAGAAAGUGGCCAACAAUGGCGUCAGGAACCUGGCAUCAUGGGCAGGCAACCUGAUGUUAAAACACAAGCAUCCUGAGUUUCUCUCUGACCUCUAUGUUAUGCUGGACCUUGUUGGCGCAAGACUUCUGAUUGGCGACGAUACCGGAAACAGAAGCCAGUGCACCUUGAAAGAAUUUCUCAGCCUCGACAUGCAGGGGAAGAUCAUCGAGGCAGCCUUCCUCCCAACCUACACCGACACCAACAACUACAUCCGACUUUACCGUGUUUCACAGCGCAACCAGGAUGACCAUGGUCACGUGGCCGCAGGUUUCAACAUGAAGCUUGACAGGACCAACAACUGCACGGUGCUACAGCGGCCAACUAUCGUCUUCCAGGGCGUCAGCAACACGAUGAACCGUGCUGAGAAUACAGAGGCUUUUCUGGAAGGAAAGCAGUUGGGUGAUCCUCAGGUCUUGAAAGACUGUUUGAACAUGCUAAGUAUGGAGAUUUCUCCGGUCACCGACCCCACCUUGCAAUACCGGCGCAGUGUUGCGAUGUCACUUUUCUACAAGUACGUGCUGGACGUGUGUGGAGACAAGGUGGCUCAGAGGUACCGCAGUGGAGGCGCCAUUUUCGAGCGCCCCGUGUCCUCAGGAACACAGUCUUACGACACCCGCAAGGAACAAUGGCCUCUCAGUCAACCCAUGACAUCAAUGGAUGCAGACUACCUGGGAUGUAACUGCGCAGGUUUCUGCAAAGUUCGAUACCUGGAUGAUCUCCCUUGGGACCCAGAUGAGCUUCAUGCUGCUUUGUAA
Molecule: messenger RNA, 945 nt
Organism: Pomacea canaliculata
Lineage: Eukaryota; Metazoa; Mollusca; Gastropoda; Architaenioglossa; Ampullariidae
Product: xanthine dehydrogenase-like
Exons: 9
Coding region: 1-945 (314 amino acids)
Molecular function (GO): oxidoreductase activity; iron ion binding; FAD binding
Source: RefSeq, a predicted model, not a curated record